CGAGCGUCCGCGCCGUUCGCACCGUUCGCCCCGUUCGCACCCCGGAGACUCCGGACAGACGCGAUGGCGUUUGACGGCGCGUUAUUGUCAUCGUCCCGCCGAAGAUAAUUAAUAUCCGGGCGACGCGAGAACGGUAUUUCGAAACAAACCCGCGACGACCGUUUUCACAGAAACCGAGGGUAUUUUUGUUUCGUUUCCCCCCCCCCCAUCUAUUCGUUUUGUCCAUCCGUUUGUUAUCCGUACCAUUUUAUUAUUGUUUUCGUCGAACGUGUUUGUUUUUUUUUUUUUUUUUUUUUUUCGGCCGGCGAUGCUCGCGUCCGUACCGCGCGAUUCCUCCUCCGUCGUCAGCGGCUAGGCGCCGCCGUCUUGUUUUUCGUCUCCGCGACCGGACCGAACCCGAUAUCCGUUAUCCGGCCUUGUCUGAGUGUACCGUCGAUUAUAACAUCACGUACUCGCCAAAAGUCUGCGGCAUUAUAAAAAAUAUACCCACCCAUCUGUAAGCAGUUCUUGUAGUGUUUUUCUAUAUUCUUUCUUUUUUUUUUUUUUUCUGCCGGCCGUUGCGCCCUCGGCUAUACCAACAACACACCGACAACAGCAACAACAACAAUGACCAUUACGUACACCGCGGAGGUGGCCACGUGCAGAGGUUUCGGAUGUUUUCUCAAACUGUUAUUGAGGUGAAUUUAUAUUUUACUGCCUAUAUUUGUAACCGAGUGCGUUUGCUAUUACAUUAGUCGCGAACGAUUUGACGUAGUGGGUCGUCCGCGAGAGCUAGGGGGUUUACGUGUAUAAGCCCCCCCCAUUGACCGUGUUAGUGUACACAAAAAAGAAAUGGGUAAUAUAAAAACUGAUUCUGCAUUUAAAACUAUUAUUACUCGUAAAAUAAUAACCGGUACACACGGGGACGCCGUGUACAGGGAAGUUCUGGGGGCUGCAGCACCCCAUGACCUUGAUAAGACGGAUGAGCUCGGUCUCCCACGGUUCUCAUACCUAUUAUAAAAAAAAAAAACAAAUUUUGUCACGUACAUUCUCAAAUAUUAAUUUUAUUUAUAACAAGUUAAUUGAGAAAGAUAAACAUGUUGUUUUUUUUUUUUUUUGUGAUAUCGAUAGCAGAGAAAAAGUGUAGAUUUCUGGUAAUCAACUAGGUUCUUGGUUAAUUGGUGUCUAGUAUUUUUAAAUUUUUGUCUAGUGAUUUGUCACGAUGCUGACACUAUUAAAAUUUUAUAACAUACAAUAAACAACAAAUAACUAUAUAUUUUAGUAAUUGUUUAACGAACGAUUUUAGGAAAAUAAAAACAGGAAAUAUAUGGUAAGAUUUAUGUAAAACUAUGUAUGUGUUUAUAAAAUAGUGAAUACGCCAUUACAUUUUCAAGACCUGGCGCCUCUGGUUACGCAUUUGUGCUAUUCGUAUAGGUACAAUAGCGAUAUUUACUACUUUUUUUUUUUGUUUUGUGGGGUGGGGGAUGCAUUAAUACAAUUAAGAUGGUCAAGUCCACUAGUACUAUGUUAAUUGCAUCCCUCUGGGGAGAUGUAAACCCCCUAAACCCCCUCCUCGUAAAUACGCCACUGGCUAUGUGUAUAUACUAAGACGUAGUGACGUGUUGUUGGCCAUGUUUACCCAAGGAGCCAAGAUUUUUAUAUACCGCCCAAUUUUAUUUAAAUUUACGUACAUCUAUUUAUAAUAUACGUACAUAAAACGGGGGUAUUCAAAUUUCCUCUUUUAUCAGUUUGAUUUAUUUAUUUAUUCAUUUAUUUAUUUAUUUAUUAAUAAUUGAUUAUUUAUCGAAAAAUAUAUAUCUGGUUUGUUUAAUACGCCCACCGACCACCUACAUUUCAACGGAAUCGCGUCUCCUCGAAAACAUUGCCAACAAGCCACUGCUAAUUCGAUCCGGCUCAAGCAAUACGGUCAAUACGUAGGUACCUAGCAUUACACUGUUGUUCAAUGUGUGGAUCACUUGCGACAAAAACCCCCCGAGUAAAAGGCCGUGGUUACAGACGGUACCUACGCUCUCAUAGCGUUAUAAAUAUUUCGCUCGAAUCAUUACAGCAAUAAGUAUAAGCACGCAUUACAAUUUGUUUCGUUCCCUCCGACCUUAUUCGCAGUAAAAUCUCUUGGGUACGCCACUGAAUCAUCGGCUGGCUGACAGCCGCUGUCGUUGAUGUUAGGUACUGGGUACGAAAUACAUAAUGGACACACACAAACCUUAAUCGUAACAGAUACCUACCGAGCAUAAUACAAUAUUUAUUUUUUUCGUCCUUUAACCGAUGUAUUAUAAAUAAUAUUGGGUAUCCGUUGUUUGCGUUUGUUCAAUAAGCCCGGACGGAAUAUUGAGGAACGACACCUCGUCCGUACACCGCAAUAAUUAUUCUUUGUCGUGUCCGUUAAAAAUGUCGUUUGCGUUUUUAUCGCUGCGCGUACCUUUUUUUUUUUUUUUCCCCCCCGUUGUUUGUCCCCGUAGUGUAUGCCCCCGCCUUCUUCACAGCCGCCGUCUGGUCGGCCGCGAAAAUAAUGUUUAUUACAACGACGAACCACACGGUCGGGUACGAUUUUUUUUUUCUUUUCUUUUCGCAACCGUCGCGUUAAUUUACAUACGUAUAUUACGAUAAUGUUCGACUCGAAUAUUUUUCGACGUUUUAUUUGCAUAUUAUACCGCGUGUUUAAUGUGUGUACACUGCAAUACAAUUGUAAAACGGGACAUAAAACACUAGGUAAGGUACCUAUCGUAAUUAAGUCGGUACUCAGUAUAGUAGUUACCCGCCUACUGGUGGCGUGACUUUUAUGGGACGUAUCUGUUGGCUUUUUGUUGACUUAUCGGGUAUAAAUUAUAACGGGUAAUCACAAUAUUAUGCGACUUACAGUGACUAAUUAUUUACAAACUCAAAGAGGUCAUUUUGUCCGGAUUUUACUAUAAACGCACGAAAAAAAAAAAAUACAUAAAAAUAAUUCCAGCCUAAUUAUUUAUUUAUUUUAGAUUCGGAGCGUGGCGGAUUACCAUGAUACGUGUGUUUUUUUUUUUUUUUUGUCUGACCGAACUUCUACCAGAAAUCUUGCUCUGAUGUAUCAAGUGCAUUAACCUUUUCUGCAAGGAAAUUUUAUAUACUUGGUGCAUUGGAAGGUCAUUUUUUGAUUUACCAAAAGGUUUUCACAAUAAUUGGGAAAAACCGGAAAACAAUUUUUAUUUGGUAGAUAGGUACUUACUAUGUAGAUAAAAUUGUUAGACUAAACGGAAAUGUUUGAAAAUUUGACAGAAGGUUAAUUUUAAACCGGGAUUGACGGUAAAAAAAAACUGAGUGUUAUAUUACACUAGUAUUUUAUUUUAUACGAGUUUUAAAAUCAAUUAUUUUUGACGAAAAUCGUAAACAUAACGGCCUUUUAACUGAAGUUCAUUCCGAAUCGUUUUUCGUCAGCGACGGUUUAUCAUUUCUUACAGGUAUGACGUACAUAAAUUGAAUAGCUUUGUGUACCUACCUUCCCGACUUCGCACCUACAACAGUGGCACCCCCCCCCCAUCGUACCCAGUAUCAGCUCUUGUUUGUAUAUUAUCUAAUUGCGUACGAACCCUUCCCCCGACGCCCCGAUCCCAGCGUUUCUGCCUCCUGGUGCAGCUGUACAUUUCUGAUUGAACGGACCGAGUGUCGCCAGUGCAUUGGCCGGGUAAAGUUAACGGUAUUACACGUAAUGAACCCGGUACCUUUGUCGGGAACUCGGAACAGUUUUUCCUGUUCCUCGACAACAACGUUCCGCGUACCGCCCUCUCAAAUCCAGGCAUAAAUCCGUCUAUUCCGAUCCGAAUCAGCGCCGUCCCGCGCGCCAUUCGCGUUAGUGACCACACGGAUCCGGUAAAAUAAUUUCCAUGGUCGGUAUUGCGAAUACAAAAUAAUACGUACCGUCAGCACGUGCCCGUACAGGCGCAACAGCCAAAACGCCUGCUCGCCGAACGUCUGCCUGUACAUUUUCCGGCGUAUUGAACGCGGCGGGGGAAUUAUAAACAUUUCCGCGAAAUUUUCGAUUUUGUUCGUACGAACACUGCGAGUCCUACGUAUGACGCGUAAUUGCGUAAUUUCCAUUGCGCCUUCGGACGUUUCUCAUUAGCUUCGGAUGUACGCGUGCGUAAUACACGGUAAUUUCCAGUAAUCUCCCAAAAACCGGUUUAUAAUAGAAUUAUCACGAUUGAUAGAAAGCGAAACCGGCAACAAAAAGUAUGACAAAUUUAAUGCACCUUGAUAUUGAACGAAAUAUCAAACUGAGAAGCGAUUCGAAUAACAUUUUUUUUCGUUUUUUUCUAAUUUUAAAUGCGCGGGAGACGAUUCGAGGGCGGACAAGUUACAGGUACAUGGUUUAUCCCUCUAAGCCCGACGGUAUUCAUCUAUUCCACAUAAACGGUACACGAAUACACGAAACAAAUUAGACGUUCAAACUACGACCAGAUAGGUGCAUGUAAAAAAAUCCCACGCGAAACCUCGCGUAUAGUCGUAUAACGCGUUAAAAAUUAAUUCCAUAUUAUUAUAGUAAGUAUAUCUCUCGGUUUUUUUUUUUUUACAUUUCGAAAUCCGCCGUUGUACAGUCGUGUAUUAUAUUUAUCUCGGUAGGUAGGUACUACCUAUAAUCUUGAAAUAAAAAUUAUCAUCGUCAAUAAUGACACUCUGAUCUGGUUUUUCGUAAUUAUAUACGGAAUUCCUGCGGUGCACCGGCCUGUCUGUUAUUGAGUUUAUAGUACCUAUCCGCAGUGUAAUAAUAUUAUAGUUCGGUGGUGCCCCGUUUCCGGGCCUCUCGCUCAAAGUUCCAUCAUCACAAAUUUGUUAUUAUUUCACUCGUUCGUUGGCCUACACGAAGGACCAUGCGAAUUAAUGUAAAGAUAAUAGCUUUGUUCGUGCCGCUUUUCUGCGAGUGUGCGUGUUUAACCUUGAACUGGAGAAGUGAUCGUACCUACUACAUACACCGGUUUUAAUAACACAAUAUUUCAUUAUGAUCGUGUGCUUGUCAGAAAAAAAAUAAACAACUGACUUCAUUCUUUACAGAGUCGAGUCAGGUAUGUAUAUCGCAUGCAUACGAUACGAACGCGGAAAUAAAUUCGGUUCCGAUUAUUGAUCGUUUAAAUUUUGAUAUCGGAAAGACACGCGCGUGUAUCAUUACCAAAAAUAAAUAGUGACGGGUGUAAAAUUCUAACAAAAACAUAUCCAAACAGUAGGAAUAGUUUGAUUUUCUGAAGAGUGACAUUGAAAUUUACAAAUGAAAAUAAACAAUUUCGGAUAAGAAAUUUUUUCUUUUUCUAUAGUUAUUUUGUUGUAAAAUAAUUAUGAGAGCAUUCUAUCUAUAAUUUACUAUGAUAUUGUAAUGAUAUUUACAAAAAAAAAACCUAUUUUUCGCAACCUUGAUUACAACUAUUAUCUUAUCAAUAUUGAAAAUGUAUAAUUAUACAACCCCAAAUUGACAACCCGUCUAUGAACGGACAGUUAUCCUAUUAAAGGCCGUGUUUUACAUAAAAAUAUCUAACUACCUAAAUAAAUUGUAGAUAAGUAAUGAAAAUAUUUUUUACAGCUGAUAUAUUUUAUAUUUUUCUCUGGGAAAUAGGAUAAUUUUGUUCAAACAAAUGAAAACACGUAAACAGAUAAGAUACCUAGGUACCUAUAUAUUAUGUUAUUUUCAAUAAUCUUUUAAUUUUACAUUUCUAUACGAAUAGCUGGCAGUGGGAGGGGGAAUUAUUAUCAAGGUCGUGCAGUACUCGUAUAUUUCCUAUGUUGAAUAGUUUUAAUGAAUGUAGGAUGGAUACCGUGUACGUAUAUCUAAUGCUCAGAUAUUUUAUUUUUCUUUGUCACUACAUUCUUUUCAAUAAUAAUAAUAUAUAAUAAUUAUAUAGGUACUUAUAAUAUAUUUUGUUCGUGUUUAGGUUUCGAAAAUCGUGUCGAAUUUAAGUGGACGCUAUAUUCGCAAACAUUAUGUCCGUAGACGGACGAUAUAGCAAAUGUGCGUUCAGCGAAACCAAUUUUGUGCUGUUAGUUUUAAUAGUAAAGUGAAUUCUCCUAUUAUUUUCGGUACUUAGGAUGUUUUAUACAAAAGAGCGGUGGCUUUCAUAGGGAUGUAAAUUACGGGAUUAAAUGUGAUUGGAUAGUUGGAUCAUUCGAUUGUGAAUGAUAUGAAGAUAGUGUAUGUGAGGUGGAAGACCGGGUCAAGUAGAAGUUUAGAACAAGAGUGGCCAACCCCAAAUAGUUGAAAUGCAGCCAAAGGAAUAGAAGAAGAAGAAUUCCUAUAAUAGUGUGUCGGUUAAGGGUCCUCUAAUCAUAACUUGUUUACUCAGUUUGUCUUACUCGUAAUUAAGCAACAAAUACAUUUCCCGCUUCAACGAUUGCGACUUUGGUUUAGUUUAGGGCAAACGGACCUACUUUAGGGUAAUAUUAGGUCUCAAAUACCUAUUUUCGAACCAAUUAGGACGCAGACUAAGUAAAACUAGCUUGAUUUUAAUUUUAUAAUAAAAUUACCUAUCAUGAAAUGUAUAAAGAAAAAUAAUUCGGAGGGAAUGUCAUGGGAGGUUUUUGAAUUAUGAAUUAUUAAAAAAAGGUAACAGUUAUUUAAAUACCUAAAAAAAAAAAUGUUUGUGUUGCCUUUUAUAUCGAGCUGUAUAUUUAGAAUGAUACAAAAACAAACCCGAGUGUCAUGCCUUCGUUUCUAUGUUGUCCAUUAUUAAUAAAUAAUAAUUAUUAUUAAAAAGGACGUUAUACCUACAUCUACUGUCACAGUCCAACUACCGGGUAACACACAAAAACAAUGCUUACUUAAAAUAAGCAAAUCUAGUUUAAUUUUGAUUUUUAGAGCAAAAGUAUCUAUUAUGAAAUUUAUAUAGAACAAUAUUUUGGAAGGAUGUAAUAGGUGUUUUUUGAAUUAUGAACUAAAAAUUAAAGUUUUUGUAUCGUUUAUAUCGAGCUGUAUAUUUUAACAUUCCCUUCAAAAUAUUGUUCUAUAUAAAUUUCAUAAUAGAUACUUUUGCUCUAAAAAUCAAAAUUAAACUAGUUUUGCUUAAUUUAAGUAAGCAUUGUUUUUGUAUGUUACCCGGUAGUUAGACUGAGACAGUAGAUGCGGGUAUAACGUCCUCUUAAUAACUAUUCACAAUUAAAGUCGUAAGUAAAAUCCUUAUCACCAUAUAAUAUUAUUUUUAUAUUUUUUCGUAUUCAUAUGUACUUUUGCGGACAACGGCUAUUUUAAAUCCUCCUAAUACUUCAAGUACACUUUUAAAAAUAUUAUCUAUACAUUUUAUACUUCACAUACUUACAUAUAUAUAUAUAUAUAUUAUAUAGAAUUAUUCAAAUUGUUUAAAACCAAUAUUGUUGUAUAAGUUGCGUCGCGAAUUAAAAAUUAUUUAAAUAUAAAUAUGUGUACCUACCCGUCUACAUACAAAAUGGUACAGUGACAAAAACUACGAGUUUUAAAACAUUAAUAUUACGACGAUAACCUACAUAAAAAAAAAAUACUUUUUACUUUAUUAAUAUUAUAAAUAUAGCUAUAUAAGGUAUAUUUUUUAAUCGCAAAAUUGUCAUUCUGGUCGAUAUCGAAUAUCAACACUUGAUAUUUCAAUAACGUUUGGCGAUUAUUUCGUGAAAAAUAUAAUUUAAUAAACACAUUAUUAUUGCAAUUGCAAUACUCAUAAAUGACAUCAUAUUAUAAUUAUAGGAUUAAGCAGUAAAAUCAUUUUGAUAAGUGUCGCUAGACGGUUUCGUUAAAUCAGCCGAAUUACCUAUGGAUAUUUUUAAAAAUCGUCAAAUAUCCUAAACAUCCUUAUUGAUGUACUUAUACCAAAUUUGCAUAAAUUUUAUUUAUACAUUAUUUAAUUUAAAAAUUAACUAAAGUCUCGACUUUAUCAGCAGCUGCUAACUACGAAUUUGUGUUAUUUAUUCCAACAUGAUGUAUACCUACUUUAGAUUAAAAAAUUUGUGUUUAGUACUUGUUGAACUUGUUUAGUAACUGGUUGAAAAACUAAUAUAUUAUUAAAGAACGUCAUUUAAUUUCUUCGACUUCAUAUAUACAAUAUUUUAAUAAUGUAUAACAUGAUUUUAAACAAGUUUUCUCAAUUCUCUUUACAAAAUAUUUUAUUAAAUAACUAUUACAAAAUUUCUAUACAGUUAUUCGUACACACUUUAACAUUUGAAACAUAAAAAAUCAUAAAAAAAAAAAAAAAUACAAAACGAAAUAUAGAGCAAUCUAUUGAUAUGUAAAACCGAGUCAAUGCGUCUAAAUCCGCAUCGCAUUGUAAAUAAUUUGUAUAACUGCCCAAGAAUAUUCAGAACAAACUAAGAUACAUCCAACAGUUUUCUAAAAGAAACGAGUAAGACUUGUCUAUUAGACAAAUAAUAUAUUCAUCUAAGCAUUAUUUGAAUUCACAUUUCCGGGGAGAAAGGGAAUUAAAUCUAAAAAAAAAUAUGUAUUUUUUAUAAAACACGUUUACAAAGACAAAUAUUAUACCAAAAUGUAUAUGUAUGCUAAUACUCGAAAUUUUUCUUUCGGUCGUUAUAUAAAUCGGUAGUAAAAAGGGAGUUUAAAAAAAAUUUUUAAUUGGAACAAAUUUUGAUCUAAUCAAAAUAAGAAAAUUUUCAAAAUGCUAUUAAAUUAAUGACUGAUUAUUAAGUUUUCGCGUUCUAUAUACUCGUACACGUGAUACUGUCAUAAAAUUCGAUUUUUUUUUUUUUUUUUGAGAAAUUAUAAUACAACGUAUUUAAAUAUGAACCAGGUGGUCCAUUUAAGUGGUUACACUCAUUAUCUCAGAAAGUAUUAACUUUUUCUGGGAUUUGUUUUCUAGAACAUUUAAGAAACAAGCUGCUCUACGAUUUUAUAUUUAUGUUAUUUUUUGGGGUAAACAAACUACCUACUUUUGAUUUUCAAACGGUAACCUAUAUUAAAAAGUCCAUAAAUAGUUGGAGUAUUCAUUAAAAUAAAUUUGAGUGUUGAUUUUGGUCGAUCCUUUGACGAGAUAUUCCACUUUUAAUUUUAGGUUGUAAGAGAAUAGUGGUGCAUUAAUAACUGCAUGCCACGUGCCGUACUACCACACAAAUGACACUACACUACUCUCCUCCAACCCAAACUUAAAAGUAUAAUAUCUCGUCAACGGAUCAACGGAAAUCAAAAUUUUCAAGAUUAAAAUUUAUUUUAACUAAUGAGUGUACCCACUUAAAUGGAUCAUCCGGUAUACCUGAUACAACGUUAUAGUUUUAAAAAGCCUUCACGGGAAUGUAUCAGUACCGGGCAAUUAAUUGUUUUAAGUAUCACAAAAAACAUAACGGUGAUAAGUCAUAUACGAUUAGCGUUGAAAAAACGACUAAGCAAAAUUCAAUAGGCAAGAAUUAAAUUCUGAGUAUAAUAUGUCAUAGUUAGUCAUCUUAACUUGUUUGAAUUUCAUUCUGAUAUUAUUUUUUAUAGCUUUUAAUAAUUUUCGAGCCAUCGAACUGGGAAUAAUGAAAAAUGACUUCGAUAAUCGAAGUCAAUUACUUAUCUUUGUUUAUACAUAUCAUCUGACAAAGUAUCGUCUUAUAGUUAAAACAUUAUAUAAUGUGUAUUAUCGUUUUAACAAAGGAAAAUAAAAAAAAUAUUACAAAUAUAAUAUCUAUAUUAUAUUAUGGUCCAUGUUAAACAUAUAAUAUUCUAACGUAUACAUAAUAAUAUUGAUUGGGGAUUGUUAUCAUUUGAUAAUUAUUCACUUUAUAGUGCGUUAGGUGUAAGUAUCAAUUUUCGAUAAGACACUCAUUACCUCGGAGAGUAUUAACUUAUUUUGAGUUUUUUUUUUUUAAAUAAUUUAUGAUUCAAACAGAUUACAAUGUUAAAUUAUCGUUUUUUUUUUUUUUUUUGAGGGGGAUCUCGUAACUAGAUUAGGUUUUAGUUAAGAUGCAUUUUUGUGUUGAUAUUUUUAAUUUCCGUCAAAUCUGUGGACGAGAUAAAACAAAUUUGGUUAAUGGGAGAGUUAGUAAUGAAUCAAUGGAACAUUAUUUGUGUGACGACGCGGUGGGCGACGUUUGAACCAAUGUUCCACUACUCUCCUCUUAUACAAACUUAAAAGUGAAACAUCUCGUCAACGGGUUGACGAUGAUUAAAAACGUCAACAUCAAAAUAUAUUUAAAGUAAAAGUUCAUCUAUUUAUGAAAUUUUUAAUAUAAGUUGUUAUUUAAAAAUCAAAAAUUGGUAGUGGUUUCAUCUACCAAAAAUACGGGUGACAAAAAACAACUGUAAUAAAAUAUUUGAGAACCGUUUUUUAAAUUGUCUAAAAAAUAAAAUUACUGAUGAUAAAUGUAAUAUUUUCCGAGAUAAUGAGUGUUUUCGUAAGAAUUUAUCACCUGUAUAUUAUGUAAUAUAAAUAUAUAUUAAAAAAAAAACAAAACAGAAUUUGAUUAUCUUUAUUAUCUCCGGAGAUAUUGCAAUGGGCAUGUCUUCAUAGAACACUCUGUAUGUAAUAUCUGUUAUACGAGUACGAGAAUUGUUAUGUUUUAUACACUUGCACAAACACAAUAUUAAACAAUUAAAUCGUUGUCAUUAUUUGUCAUAAAUUUCCUGUACGGAAUAAUACGCAGGUAAAUAAUAUAAAUAUAGUAUCGAGUCGAGUUAAAAUAAUACCUGCCUUAUUUAAUAAGGUAGGCUGCUUACAUAGUAGAUAACAUCCUUAUUUUUAUUGUACAACAAUAAAUGAUUUUUAAUUGCAGUUAUAGUGCAUAAUAGAACCGAUAAUAAAAUACAGGUAGGUAGGUAUACGCUGUAAACUGAUAGCGCCAAGUCAUUGUCGUGGAAAUAAAAAAAAAAAAAAAACCUUCAGGAGUUCGAGAAGUAUAAUAUUAUUAUUGUAUAUAAAACAUAACAUACGAUGAUUGAUAGAAUUUGCGGUUAUUCGCAACAAAUUUUAUAAUGAUAAUAAUUAAUAACAAAACGUUCAGACACCUAUGUCAAACCUAACCUAACCUAACCUAUGCACGCAUAAUACAUAACUAGAAUAGAAUAACACUUAUAAAUUAUAAUAUUAUUAUUAUUAUACAUACCUACUAUAUUAUAUAUCUGCGUGUAUAUAGUAUAAAACACUACACGUAUCUACAUAAUAUCUACUAUUUGUAUAAAACAUUAAUUGUUUUGAAACAAAUAAAAUACGACGGGUACUUAUUUACUUGUAUAUACACAUUGUAUACCUAUUUGUAUAGGUACCUGCAGUUCAAUGCGCCCCGAACAGCCGAACUCUUUCGUGUUAUAUAUAUUAUAUUUUUUUUUCAUACCUAUAUACUUUGUACUUACUAUUUUACGGAUGAUCUGAGUUUGUGAACGGUUCUAUCAUUUAGAAUGCUAUUUACGUGUAUUAUCGGUAUAUAUAAUGGUGAAUUAUAUUCGUUUCGGUUGGCGUUGUUUUAACGAUGAUCAAUGGUUUUUUUUUUUUUUUUUUUUUUACUUAUUUAAUAUUCUAACAUGACGACUAUCGAACGCUUUUAAAAAAAAAUAUUAUCUAUGUACAAUGUAAUGCCCUUGAAAUCGUUAUAGUAUGGAGAUAGAUUUCUGAGUGUACGAAUAAAAAUGUUUACUUAAGAGGACGUUAUGCCCGCAUUUACUGUCUCAGUCCGAUAACUAUCGGGUAACAUGCAAUAAUAAUGCUUACGCAGAAUAAGUAAAACUAGCUUAAUUUUGAUUUUAAAGUAAAAGUUCUCACCUAUUAUGAAAUUUGUAAAGAACAAUAUUUUGAAGGCAAUGUCGUAGGUGUUUUUGGAAUUAUGAACUAUAAAAAGUUACAGUUAUUUAAAAACCAUAAAAAAAAAAAAGGUUUUGUAUAUUUUGAAUAAUAUCAAACCCUAUGAUAUUGCCUCCAAAAUAUUGUUGUCUAUACAUUUCAUAAUUGGUAUUUUUACUCUUAAAUCAAAAUUAACAGGGGCGUCGCUAGGAAUCUUUUGUUAGGUAGGCCCACAAUAAGCCUUCUACUCAUAAACAGAAGUGGAGACUUCUCCCAAUUUUUGUAUUAGUCUCCCAUAAGUUCAAAGAUAUCAAUGACAAUUCUUAUUUAUAAUUUAUAACUUAAAACAAAUUGAACCAUACAAGAGUGUUUAACAACAUAAAAUUAUGAUUACUGUACUCGUAAUUCAUAGGUAGUAUAUAUAUUGUCCAUUUAUAAAAUAUUUUUAAAGUAAAAAUUCCAAUCAUCAUAAUUUAUGAUAGUGAACUCAUCAAUAACACCCGUAAAUUCACAUCCGUAAACAUCCAUAAAUUUUCCUUUUAUUUACCUUUCUAUGGAAAUUAACAUCAAAUAAUUUAGUCUAGAACUUUCAGCUAAAACACUAUAAAUACAGGAAAUAUAAUAACUAGUUCAAUUAUUUUUUUAAUUCUUCAAAUUGAACUUGAUAACUUUGUACUUGAUAAAACAAGUCAAAAAGACCAGAACUAGAUGAAAAUAAUGUUUCACCCAAUGAACAUUGAUAUUUUAAUUUAAUAAAAAAUUCAUCAGAAUUAUGAAAUGAUAAAUUUAAAAAGUUUUGCAAAUUACAUAAUUUUUCACUGUCAACAAAUUAUUUUCUCACCGGUUAUUUACAAAUAUCUAAUCAGAAGUACUAAUACUAUUGUAAAUUCAAGUAUAUUAUUUUAUAUGUAAUUGUUUUUUUUUUAAUAUUUUUAUAGAAAAUCUAAGUAGGCCCAGAUCUACCUACUAGGUACGCUCCUGAAAAUUAAGGUAGUUUUAAUUAUUCUGCGUAAGCAUUGUUUUUGCAUAUUACCCAGUAGUUGGACUGAGAUAGUAGAUGUAAGUAUAACGUCCUCUUAUAAAAAAAAAAAAAAAAAUGUGAAGGUAUUUGUAUAUAGUAAUAUGAAAAACGUAAUAUUAAACCAAGCUUUCCUUGCUUAAAAAAAAAAUAAUAAAUAAAUAAAAUAUUGGUAUUCAAUGUUAUUUUCUUCAUUCGAAAAUAUACCUACGCAUAAUGUAUCUUAUAUUGAGUUUAUCAAUGGAAAUUAAUACACGUGUAGGAAAUUUGUAAAAAAAAAAAAAUGAGUACUGCGUUAAUUUUCAAUACAUGACAUGAAUGCAUAUAUUCACUAUGAUUUUUACUAAGUUUUUAGUGUUUUUACUAUGAUAGCAUAAUAUGUUGAAAAAUAAUCACAAUUCAACAAAUUGUGUGUGAAGUUCAUGUUGAUAAUUAUUUGCAAUGUUUUUGAAUAUUAUUUCUCGUGUUUGUAGUGGACGUUAUACUGUUUCAAAUAUAUUUCCACACACAGGUGUAAAAUUUAUGAGAAGCUAUAUGCCAAAUAAACAUUUUAAAAUAAUCAACAAAUACAAAUGAUGUAUAAUAUUAUUUUAUUACAUGUUAUUAUGUUCAAACGUUUUUUCUAUAAAAUUGUUACAUUCAUAUAAACAUGAAACUCAAUAUUUCUACAAUAGUUAUUCUAAAUAUGCUUUUAGUAAGUUUAUGAAAAAUAAAGACAUUAAAAAAAAUUAUUAAGAAAAACAAAAGGAAAAAAAAACAAUGAUUUCUCUGUGCACCAAUAAGACACGAUUUCUAGAAAGAAACCAUCCCCGAAAUUUAUGGUCGGAGCAAUAUUUCUGGUACAUAAUAGUUGUGUAUAGACAGAAAAUAAUUAUAAAAAUGCCAUGUUUUUAAUAAUUUCCAUAAUGUUAAAUUUUUGAACAUGUUCGCUUGGUCAAAAAAAUGAUAUUUAUAUAAAUCCAAAAAAUUCACUAAGUGAAAUGCAGUUUUUCUUUCAUUAUUAAAACAGGGACAUCAUUCUAAAACUACCAAAACCAAUACAUUCUUUGCUUUGCUCAGAAUCUAUACAUUUACGUUUGAAAAAAAUCGAUAGUAUAUUUAAAUAAUAAAUACACAGUAGUAGCCAGAUGAUUAAUUAUUUGGCAUAUCGACUUUCACGUGACUAUUACAGUAGUUCACAACAAUUAUUAUUCUUAAAAUUGUUUUAAACAAUAUGAUUAUUAUUUAAUAAACCAAUAAGCUAACUCAACAAAUUGUUUCUAAUCCAGUGUUUAAUGUCCAGCCAAGUUAAACAAAUGUACUAUUAUUAUUAUUAAUACGUAUUUUGAUAAUAUAAUAAAUUUAUCAUUAUUUCCGCCGUUACUACCCGGAAUUAUCAUUUAUUAUCUAUGCUUGAAACAGACAUUAUAAUAUCUACGGUUUAAAAUCAGUUUUAUUUUUUUUAACUUAUAAGUUUAUAAUAUCAGUAAGAUUUUAACUUGUAUUAUUCCAAAAUAUUUGUGUCGCGGAAAGAAAAAACAUGUUCUCAGUUUCUUAUUAUUCAUAAUUCAUAAACCAAAAAAUUAUAACCUGUGGUCUAUCCGUUCAUUAAUUAUCUAUAGUGUGACCGUAUAAUAUCUUUCGAUAUUUUACCGAGUUACCACAAUAUGUGUUUUACUGAUUACCUAACUAAUUUGGACCUUUGACAAUUCAAAUAAUAUGUUGAUGGCGGAUUACUGAAAUACGAAUUUAAGUCUACAUUUUCAGUCUAAAAACAAGAGUUAUAUAUUUUUAUUGAAUAUAUUAAUAACAAUCAAUAUUUACUAUUCAGUAGCUAUGUUUAAACGUAAACAUGAUAUGGAUAUGGCAAUGUAUUAUAAACAAUGUAAUUCAAAAUGUAAAAAAAAAAAAAAAUAUAUAAUAUUAGCAGUUAUUUUAGAUCUAUUUGGUACAUCAUACGAGGUAGAGAUAAAUAAAUUAAACAAACGAUUAAUUAUUUAAAGUAGCGUAAAAUAACAUUGUAGCAUAAAAUUAAUACUUGUAUUUGUAACGAAAGUAAGAAAAAAAUCGAACACGCGAAUAUGGUCGUAUUUGAUUGUCAUGGGUAUUAUGAUAACAAUAUUAUAACCACGCGGUGAAUAGUUUAAUAUUUUCAACUUUAUGGUAAUAAACGGUAACGUGGAUUUUCGUGGUACCCAAAUAAUUAUGGUUAUGAUAUUAUUCAUCCAAUCAUAUCGUUAUCUUAUCGUUAGAGUGUCAAUGGAAUGCCGCCUUUAUACCCAUAUGAUAUGGUAAAAACCAUAUAGCGUUCUUCUAACUCAUGGGGAUCACCGACGAUUAUGAUGACGUUACAAUUGUAAAUCGUACUUAUUUUGUACCCACCUAAACAAUAUUACUACAGGUGUUUGCGAAUUGAAAAAAAAACCGGUUUAAGAACAGUAUGCAUAAUUAGAUUAUGAUACAGCUGAUAAACGAAGACAAAACUAUCAACUUUGCCCAUUUAUUUGCAGACUACACUGACCUCUACAGGUUAUACUUACGUUUUGCAUAAUAUACGCUUAUUACCAUUUAACAAUAAAAUAAUAAUUUCGUGUGGUAUUAACGAGCUAAUUUUUUUUUUCUUGGCAAAUUUUGGAUACAGUUGAAACAGUUUUUUUCUUAAAAAAAAAUUGUCAUAGUAAACUAACCAGACCGAAACGACUAUAGUAAGGUGUUACGCCCGAUGACGUUUCACUCUAAUAUUACAACGUUGGCUAUAAUAUUAUGCAUAAGAAUUGGUUUCGUUUCAGUAAAAUAUCGAUGAAAUCAGCUAUUCAUCCGGUGUACAAUGCUGGAGGCUGUUAAUACAAAAACCACCGUGCGGGUUAGUUAAAAUGCGAGUGAGCAUUUUUUUUUUUUUUUUUUGUUAUAAUAAUACCUGACUAGGUAUUAUUAUAAUAUAAGGACUGAGGAGGUAUAGACAGAUAGAAGCAUCGCAUGAUGGUUGUAUAGGUAAAAUAACAAUUCAAAUUGAAACAAAUAUUCUCCUAUUAUUAUUAUUUAUCCUAUUAAUCAGAUAUAAGUAAGUAGAAUUUAUUUUUUUCAGCACCAGUCAGAGAAAAACUAGAAAAACCGCUAAUUCUACAGAAAAAAAAUUCUCAUUGUCCCAAUGCUACAUUUUUGAUCAGUGUUUAUUUCAUUAUUGUUUUAUUAAGAUAUUUAUACAAUUAAUAUUUGUGUACGUUUUUUUUUUUUAUUUAUUUUGUAUAUAAUAGGUAUAGUUAUAUUAUAUAGUAAAAUAAAAUUCUCGUUCAAUACAAUAAACUCAUGUAUUAUUUUAUAUGUGUAAACUAUGUAUACUAAUUGCUAAUUAAAUAUAUUUUUUGAACGGAAACCUUUAAUCUUGAUUUUGUAAUAUUUUAUAGGUGGCGAGGAAGUAUAUACAAAUUAGUGUGGCCCGAUUUGGUUGCAUUUCUCAUCUGCUACUAUACUCUGAAUUUGACGUAUCGUUUUGUAUUGAAUGAACAGCAAAAACGGUAAUUUUAUUAUUAAUUAUGAUGUAUAAAAUAUUUUAAAUCUCCGUUGGUUAUAACUUAUUACAGGUUUUAUAACAUUAAUAUUUAGUAUAAAUAACUAUUAUUAUAUACUGUAAAAUCUCUGAACAUUUCUCCAAAAUAGAAUGGCAAGAAACUGAAAACGAUUCUUGUCUACAUACAUACAUUUAUUUAUUUAUUUAUUCAAUAAUAGCGCAUUUGCCAAUUUUUUUUUUAUUUUGUAAGAUAUUUUCGUGUGUAUAUGAGUAUAACGAAUCAGUAUACACUGUGUUUACAUAAAUGAUAACUCCCAAUAAAAAAUUAAAAUACAACAACUUAACUGGCCUUGAAGUCCCAUCACUGCCGUCUCUAUUCGAUUCCAUCGGUCUCUCACUGCAUUAUACUCUUUAUAGGUCAGAAUAAUUCCCCAAAUUAAAUUUGAAUGUAAAAAAAAUGCAUUAUUUAUUACUUUAUUAAUAAAUAUUUUCAUUAUUUUUCUUCUAGUCCUUAUUUUAUCUGCUUUGGAAAAUUAAUUUCCAUGUAUAAUAAGUAUUUAUUGUCAACGAAAUUGUCAACAAUUUAUUAAUAAUAAAUAAAUUAUUACAGUAUUGACACCAAAAUCAAUAUAAUUGUGUACAAACAUUAAUUAUAGAUGUUAUACCUUGAUAAAUUAUAGCAAUAUAUAACCUGUACUACAUACCUACGUAAUUUGAAUUUAAAAUCAUAUUCAUAAAUUCAUAACACUACCUUUUAAUUUCAUAAAAUAGGUAGAUAUUUAUGUGAUCGUAUAUAUUUUAAUAUAGUUUUCUUCUUUAACGAUCAUUAAUUCGAUUUAAAUGUAUUAUUAUAAUUGUAAUUUAAUAAAAAUAUAGACAUUUUGUAUAAGUAAUAUGUGGUAUUGUAUAAGUAUUGUGACUAUAAUAACAAUGUAUAGGUAGUAUUAUAUACACAAAGCAUUUGGUAAAGCUUCUAAAGUUUGAGAAUCGUAUUGAAGUGUUAUUUUAUUGAUUAAGAAACGACUUAUGAAUCGUAUAUACUCGUAAUAUUAAAAAUGUUUUUAUCUUUCGUUUUUCAAAUGUAAAUAUAGAUACCUACUCAUAAAUUCAAAUAAUUUAUAUCACAUUAAUUUAGUAAGUGUGUUCAAAAAAAAAAAACAAAUAUAUUUGUGUCUGACAUACUUGAAUAGGUACCGUAAUAGUUUGUAAUAUGUUUGUACUAAAAAUAUAUAUGUUUCGUUUAAGAAUAUUUGAAAGCGUAACGGAAUAUUGCGAUAAGUACAGCGACUUGAUUCCGCUGUCCUUUGUACUGGGCUUUUAUAUAUCCAUAAUAAUGCAACGGUGGUGGGAUCAAUAUUGUUCGAUUCCGUGGCCGGAUCCCAUAGCGGUGUACGUUAGUGCACAUAUUCACGGACAAGUACGAAUUCGUUACAUUUGCGUUAAAGGAUAUUCGUAUAAUUACACACUUAAUAUGUUAAAUUUUAUAUAAGGACGAACGGGGAAGAUUGAUGAGACGGACAAUCAUGCGGUACGUCUGUUUGGGACUGACAAUGGUGUUCACUAAUAUCAGCCCGAGAGUGAAGAAACGGUUCCCUACACUAGAUCAUUUCGUCGAGGCCGGUACGUGUAACAUUUUUUGAUUAUAGCAUUACUGCGGUAAUUUACAAUUUACAAAUUUACAAUGUAUACAUAUUAUAGGGUGGUUCUCAGCAUAUAGAUGAUGGGGACAUUGGUUUUACAAUGAUGUUUAUUUUUUGAUUUUUUUUCUGUGGACAAAUUUUUACCAAACAUUUUACUUUAAUUUUCAAGUUUAGCACCCGUUCUGAAAGGAAAUUUUACUGGAGUUUUCAUAAUAAAUGGGAAAACCCAAAAAAAAAACGUAGGAAAAACGGUAAAUUUUACGAAAUGGCCUUUCAAAACAUGUAGGUAUAACCAAAUACCGCUCAGAAUCGUUUUUCGUUAGCAAUGAAUACAAUGAAUAAUUGCUGCCUUCAGAUAUACAUUAAAUUGCCUCUUUACUUUCUCAACUUCUCAACCACAACAUAUAGUCUGUCUCCAGAAUUUGUUCAAAACUAUAAAAUAAAUCAUUUUUGUCAAGUUUCAUAAGCAUUAAUCUAUCCUAAGGUGUAAAAGGAGUAAACGUUUUAAGAAAUAAAACAUGUUGUUUUCAUAUUUGUAUAAUUUACCUAGUCAAAAAUUUCAAAAAACUAAAUUACGAACUAGUUAUUUUAAAGUAAACAACAAAUAUUAUACAGGGUUAUAUUUUUUAUAAACCGGUCAUUUUCUGUGAGGAUUUUAAAUUAAUUUAAUUUCUGUAUUUUUAAUCAUUGUGGAAUCGGUUAAGAUUUAUUUUAAAACUGACGGUGGUCAUAUUUUAUAAUAGUUUUUUUAACUUUGACUUAGGAGUUAGAAAUAUGAUUUUACAGCAUCCAAAAACAAAUUAAAUUGUGAUAAAAAUAUGCAAUGACAUAAGUAAAAUUGCAUGAUUCUUAAUAAUGAGCAAUUUUGAUAAAUAUAGAAUAUAAACGUCGGAGAGUUGAAUGACGAAACUACCCCUAUUGUUCUAUUUAUAGCCUACUUAUUUAGGUUGACGAUGUAUAUAACCAACAGUAAGGACUAUUGACUAGACAAUUUCAAAACUGAUUUGGUGCUAAUGCUCCCACCUAUUGCAUGCUUCCGGUGUCAGGUCCUAACUCCUGGACCGACACCGGAUUUUCCAUGUGUCGUGUGCUAUUAGGAUAUUAUUAUCGUCGUUUUUAUAUUAUAGGUUUGUUGUUGGAGAACGAAAAAACAAUUAUAUUGGAUUUAAAUGACAAAUUCCCGAGACAUUCCAAACACUGGUUGCCGGUGGUGUGGGCGGCCAGUAUCGUGACCCGGGCCAGGAAAGAGGGACGGAUCCGUGACGAUUUCGCGGUAAAAACGAUCAUUGAUGAGUUGAACAUUUUUCGCGGUAAAUGCGGUAAACUACUCAAUUACGACUCAAUAAGCGUACCUUUGGUUUACACGCAGGUAACGUAUACAUUAUAUUUAGUUAAUUGUAUACCUAUUAAUUUUCGUACACGUGUAACCUAAUCAAUCAAUGGUGUAUUUAGGAUUUAUGUACCCCCCGCCUUCGUAGCAAAACUAAACUGAAAAAUAAUUUGAAUAUUUUAGAGUCGAUCGAAUUUCGGUUUUCCAAAAAUGUCGAGAAAAUAGCCUACACAAUAGAAUCACUGAGGUACGGAUGUACCACACUAGCGCGUCCUCGAGUUCAAUAUAUUGUAACGAUCGUAUAUAAUACAUAGGAAUAUUUCGGAACUUUUAAAACGUACAUACUAUGUAGUAUAUGCAUAUACUGGUCAUUAAUAUUAAUAUAUUGUACCUAAUACCUAUUCCUAUUAUUAAAAUAAGCGGUUAUAUUUUUACGGUUGCAAGUACGAUAUUAAUACGAGUACGUCUAAUUGCUGCACGCGCAUACAAUUAGAAGAGGAAACGCAAUUAUAAAUCAUGCCAUAUACCAUCAUAUACCUAUAUAUCAUACAAAUCGAUUAAAACAUUUCAAAUAAUAACUACAUAACUAUACUCAUAUUAUAUUAGUACUAACGUAAUGACUGAGGUUUAAGACUGUUGUGCGUAUGUUUCGCAAGCAUAACAUUCAUAGUUUACACAAUUAAAAUUACUAUGUGUGUAUAUGUAUGUCUACGAAUAUUUCUCCAUAUUAUUUGAACUGAGUUUUAGAUUCUGAGUGGGGCGAAGAAGCUUAUGGUUCAAUAAAGAUGUUUUUUAUUUUUUAUCUGUGCGAAACUUUUCUACCCGAAGACUAACUUGCUCGGAUUUCUGAAAGGAAAUCGGCAUAGGGUAGUACUUUAAGAAAGUCAUUUUUCGAUUUUCUUAAGAGUUUCUUCUCAAAUGUGAAAAAUAAAGAAAAAAACGGGAAAAUAUAAGAAAUGUAGGUAAUAGUUAAAAUAUAUUACGGCCUUCUAUUUUUCUGAGCACAAUUUUUCUACCAGUAAGUUUGUUCCAACUUUUAAGGAUAGCAAUGUUUCUAAAAAGAAAUUUCACCAGUGAGGUACUUUAGAAAGGUCAUUUUUCGAUUUCCCCGACAGUUUUCCCCAGCUAAUGUGAAAAACCGGGAUAAUACAUAGGAAAACCUGGAAAAACGUAGGAAAACUGGAAAUAUCGGUACAACAUUAAACAUAUAUUAUUAAAGCAAAUAUAUAAAGCCUAUUUAAUUACCAAUUUGACCAAUUUCAGAUUUCAAAAUCCGAAAAUUGUCUAGUUGAUACUUUAACAACAUCAUUUUUUGAUUUUGUAAUCAGGUUUUCAUAAUUACUGGAAAAAAAUUUAGAAACAAACGGAUAAAUAUUUACGGCGUAAUGAUUUCAUGAUUUUAUAUUAUCGUAACUAAUGUUAAAUAAAUAUGGAGACUUGUAGUUUUCACAAAAUACUUAUAUUGUCGUUUUGUAGACUUAGUAAAAUGUUCAAAACAUUCCAGCUAUUUUUAGGCUAUUUACAGUUAUUUAUAAUUUUUGUUUGGUAGGUAUCUGUGAUUAAAAUUAUUAUAUGUGUUAAGAAAAAUUUUUCGGAUUUCGGAUUCAAAAAUUCAAAAAUCCGGUUUUUCCCACCACUAAUUAAUAGUAAGUUCCUUAGCAAAUUCAAAUACCUACAAAUUUUAAUUUCAUUUUAAUUCGCCUACAUUUAUCAAAGUUUGGUAUUAUUGAUCCUAGUCCUGGUGCACAAUUCGAGCCUGUAGGUACAUUUAAGGUGUUUGGGUAUAGAUAUACUUAUUAAAUCUUCUUUCACCGAAGAUGCAUGUGACUUCGUAUCAAUAUAAUUCUAGUCAUCAACUUUUCCAAAAUUAAACAAUUAGUCGUAGAAAAAUUCGAAAAAACUUCUCCCAAUCAAUUCCGAACCGAUCCGUAUACAUUUCGGAUAUAAUAUAACACACUCGUAAUGGUUUAUAAAAACUCACGUAUAUAAAUGAUAUUUGUGUAUCGAACAUUUUGUUGAAAUCAGGAGUUUUAUUCUCGACGAAUGAAAAUUAUUCUUUCAAAAAAGAUUUCAAGAUAAUUUAAGUGUAGUGAGUAUAUGUGUGAGUAUUGACAUAAAUAUCAUUUGUCGCAAAAUCUUAUUGUAAAACGAACGGAACUAGUAAACAAGUGUACGAUACAUUAAAAAUAAUUUAAUUGAACGAAAUCGGGAAAAUGUGUUACUUAUAAUAAUUCUUACGAUUUUUUUUUUCGCUUUACCAGGUAGUCACUCUGGCCGUUUAUUCAUUUUUCAUUACAACUGUCAUGGGACGACAAUGGUUGGACAAACCCCUGAAACCGCUGGCCAAUUUAAAACAAGCAGACUCGAGUCCGGCGAAUUACAAUUACAUUGAUUUGUAUUUUCCCGUAUUUACUACUCUACAGUUUUUCUUUUACAUGGGAUGGCUCAAAGUGGCCGAAUCGCUGAUAAAUCCGUUCGGCGAGGACGACGACGACUUUGAAGUGAACUGGAUUGUAGACCGUAACGUCCAAGUAUGCAAAAAAAAAAAAAAAUUAUAUAUAUAUUUUCUACUUUUAUAUUUUACCUGCAGCUCCAUAUUUGUCUAUAUGGGGACGUAUUUAUUGGUAGUAAAGCCCCACCAAGUGUGUGUGUGUUAUUAAAUAUAAGUAGGAUGAGCUAUGAAGCUUUGGAACGCUGUUUAUGAAUAAAAAACUGGCUGUACCCUCACCCGAAGAAAAGUUCAGAAUACGCACUUGAUUCCUAGACGCAGAACGAAAAAUCGUAAAUUAUUAUUGUGCGGGCAAUAAAUAAUGGCAAAAUCGAUUUGCGUUAUAUUUAUUUUCAUAAUAAUCGUAUUGUAGACACUUUUAAUAAUAUAUUUUUUUUAUAUUUCAAACUUUCUUGCUAUAUAAUAAUCUUCGGCUUUUGCUUAUUUUACGAUUCAUAUUACCCAAGUAUAUGACUAUAUACUAUAUUAUUAUUAUCAAAAUUCAGUUUUAUAUCUACGCAUGGGCGCCCGGGGUGAGGGGGCAAGACGAGGCAUCUGCCCUCAAAUGUAAUUUUAAUAAUCAAUUGAUAUGAUUAUAUUUAAAGUAUUCUCUGAUUUUUGAUUUUAUUAGGUCCCUCCCUGAUAAUGGUGCCCAUGUGCAUGAUGUCUACGUACAAUAGUUUAGGCAUAAUAAUAAUAUUUGUAUGUAAGGUAUUUAUAAUGUGGAUAUUUGUAUAAAAUAUAAGUAAACGGUGUAAGUAAGUUUUUUUUACAUACCUAUAAAUAUACACAAUUUUUAAUGGACAUUUUUACAAACUGCCUAUCAUCUAUUGGUGUUUUGUCGAAUUUCCUUGGAUGUAUUUUCGUUCUGUGUUCAUCAUCUGUUAUUGUGUAACAGUACCUACAAUAGUAUACUAUUAUUUAGAUAUUAUACAUCUAGACUAGAUUAAUUCAGAGGAGUGGCGGGGGGGGUCGUGCCAGAAGGAUCAAAAGAUAUAAAUUGAUUAAUGACUGAUGUCGUCAUUUGUAAAUUAUGUUUAAAAAGAUAAUUUAUUUUCAAGUUCGGCCUCGGGGCUCACUCGACGCUUAAUCCGGCCCCCGUUGACCGAGUUGUGAGUGAGAAUAACUCUGGUCCUGACGACUACCAAUUAAACAUUCCGUGUUUUUCUCACUAUAUACCUCACGAAGAGUUUCACACAUUAUCAUACUGAAUAUCUACUCUAUCAAAUGAUAUUCUUGACAAGUAUAUACCAUAGUGAUGGUUACUUCCGAAUUAUAUAUACUAUCGUUAUAGUUUGAAUGAACUAUCGAAUGUUUUCCGGAAAAAUUAUUGGAUUUUUUCGAAAAACAAUUCUUAUAGUUUUUAAUUUAUCAAAUAGUUCAAAUGCGAAUAACUAUCGUAUAGUUCGAUAACAACCCAGUGGUUGUUAUCGACUGCGGUUGUGUCCAUCACUAUAGCAGAUUCAUAUAAUAUGCCUAAUAACUUGACUAAAAUUAUAAACUAUUAUAUAUAUAUAUUUUUGUUCGCCUUAUUUUGAAAAUAUAGGUGUCCUAUCUGAUCGUCGACGAAAUGCAUCACGAACAUCCCGAACUGAUCAGGGACCAGUACUGGGAUCAAGUUUUCCCUACGGAAUUGCCAUACACGGUGGCCGCUGGCGAACGCGAACGGCAUCCUGAACCAUCGACGGCCAAUAUCGCCGUGUCGGAUGCGGACGCCGAGUAUUCGUUGCCGGCCAAGUGUUGUGACGACGGACAGCCCAACGUAAAUAUUAUUAUUAUGACGAGUAUUAUUAUUCGCAAAGAAAAGUUCAACACGAAUGACAACAUUUUUAUUUAUACGAUUAUACUAGCAUACCGUACUUAUUAAAAAAUCUAAUAUAAAUGCGCCGAACAGUGGCGUAUAGGACCCGUAAGAAAACUACAAAUCUGAUUAAUAAAAUUCAAUAUAAUAUAAUAUUAUUAAUUCCCGAAAAAUUCAACCCCUAUAGGUCCAUUUUUUGAAAACGGUUUGUUUUUUUUUUCUUGAUAAAAAUGCUCCGAAUUUUCGACACCGUUUCUAAAAAGUCGCAAAUUUUUCGCCCCGUUAUACUACUUUUUUUGAAAAAUUGUUCAUUUUUUAAAAAAACUGACUACAAAUGACGAUACAUAGGUUUUAUUUUUGAUAAUUUUUAGUUAUAAGGUGAAAAAACAACGCGAAUAAUAACUAUACAGGGUGUCAUCUAUCGUAAGACACUCAUUAUCUCCGAAAGUGAUACGUACAUUCUUAAAACGUCGCGCGCUGUGUCGCCACACAAAUGAUGCUCCACUACUCUCCCCCAACCCAAACAUAAAAGUGGAUCAUCUCGUCAACGGAUUGACGGGAAUUAAAAAUUUAAACACCAGAAUUUAUUUUAACUACUAUUCCAUUUAUUUAUGGAAUUUUUAAUAUAGGUUGCCAUUUGAAAAUCAAAAGUAGGUAGUCGUUUCACCCCCAAAAAUUAGGGUGACAAAAAAUAGUGUAGAUGUUAAAUUUUAGAACAGCUUGUUUCUUAAAUGUUCUUUAAAACAAACUUCGAAAAAAGUUUAAACACUUUCGGAGAUAAUGAGUGUCUCACGCCAGAUUGACCACUCCGUAUAAUAAUACCCGAGAUGAACCCAACUAGUUUAUCAAGCUCCGUUCAUAACGGUUGCUGCCGCAAUGCCGUAACUGGAAUAUGAUUUCAGAGAAGGGGUUGAACCACUAAAUCCCUUCUCGGGUACGGUCUUGAUUGCUAGUAUAUCGGACACUUUAUUUCACCCCAUCUGUGUAUCUUUAAGUAUUCACAAAAAAAAAAAAAAAAAAAAAAAAAAACAUCUUUGUAAAACCAACACAUUUUUCGCUACACUCGGAAUCUUAAAUAUUUCAGUUUUAAAAAUGUUUAUGAUAACAAUGAUUCAUUUAACACUUCAAUUCAGAUAAACAUAAUUUUCAUCAUACCGUAAUCAAAAUGAUAGUCUCUAUUAUCGGGAAAAAUUCGAAAAUAAAACCAUCCGAUUAAUAUUAUUAAAAAAAUUCAAUAUAAAACGAAUUUUCUGAGAUUUUUUUUAAUGUGCAUACAUUUUUCAUAAUAACAAACAAACACAAACACACACUAUAUGGCUCGUGUUCGCUUGUCCGGGUUACAGUUAAUACAAUUAUUAAGUACUACUCUAUUGAAUUAGUUCCGUCACAUUUUGAUAUAAUAUUCAACAGAAUUAGAAUUUUCAUCGAAACUUUACAUACGUAUACAGAGUGAUUUUCUUUUUAUCAUGAACCACCAAUUAUCUUACAGGAUUUUAGAUGAAUUUAAUUUCUAUUUUUUUUUCUAAUCAUUGUGAAAUCAUUUAAGCUUCUAAAACCAUUUAUUACUCCUACUCCAUAUACCUACCUUAAAUAAGUAUAUACUAAAGUAAAUUUAGAUUAUGAGUGUAGCGAAGAAUAUAUUGGUUUUACAAUGAUGUUUAUUUUUUUUUUUUAUAUUGUGACAAAAAUGUCUACCAAAAAUCCAAUAUGUACGUGUGACACUAUCUUUGAAAGAAAACAUUGUUUAGAUGAUACUUUAAGGAAGUCAUUUUUCGAUUUUCCAAGCUUGAAAACUCAACGGGAGGUUCAUUAAACGUCGUACUUUGUGAUAAAAAAUAAAAGAAAUAUUGUGUAAUGUAGUCAUUUUUUUUUUUUGUAAUUGUUUUAAGAUCAAAUUUUAAAGAAAAUCGUAAUUAUUCCGGACUUAAAAAUCAUGUACAAACGAUCCUCGUUCAGAAUCGUUUUUCGUUAGCAAUGGUCGAUCAUAGCUUAUAGUAAUAAAUUAAACACCUAUCUUUGAUUUCUCCACUUCCCACCUACAGCAGUGGCGCACCCAUCAGCAAUUUUUUUUACCUAUACUUUUACUAAAAAAUCCAUAAUCUUCCUUGCUUUGGAGAUAGUUUCAAAUUUAUAAUAAAUUUUAAAUGUCAACUUCUGCAUGAUUACAUAAUACACACAGCGAUUAACAAAACGAAUUAUUAUCUCGGAGAGUGUUAAUUUUUUAGGAAUUUGUUUUUUAGAGAAUUUAAGAAACAAUCGCCUCUAAAAUGAUACAUUUCCGUUAAUUGUGAUGGUAAACCCACUUGAUUUACAAUGUAAUAAAUGUAUGAAGUUUUAUUUUCAACUAGUUGUAUGCCCGUCAUACAUGACGGUGGACGACGUGUGUUACGUGUAUACUUGGUUUAGAACGGCCAUUGAAAUGUUUCAAAUGGCUACGGAUGCUGCAAAUCUUUUUGGCCAAAAAUGUCUUACAUUUCGACCAGUUUUAUUUCAUUGUUAAUAAAAUGAUGUAAUAAAAUCGCCACACUGACUUAGAUACUUUAAUAUAAAUGAUUAAAGAUCAGCUGUCGAUAAUUUAUUGUUGGCACUUACCUCAAUAUUACACUCAUCUGCAACGACAAUAGGUACACACUGAUGUGUAUUUAGAAUUUAAGAAACUGAGUGCACGACGACACGUGGUUUCAUAUGCAAUCGUAAUUAUUACAAAGAAUGAAUUGUUAAUAUACGAGUACGUCUAAAAUUGCUCGCAUAGCUCCCGUUUAGCAAACAUUUAUCGAAUUUGUAUAUUUGAAGUUGUAUUUUUGUGUUCGGUGAUCGGAAGAAAAAAGUUUAGUAAAAUGUUUUUUUUUUUUUUUUUUUUUAUAGUACCUAUAGUAGCAACAUUACCUAUAAUUAUUUAUGCUAAAUCCAUUAUUUUGUUUUGAGAGGCAAAUAAUUCGUCUAAAUUUACCAUAAUAUUAAGCCGGCUAUUCUUUGUCUACUGAUCGGUUAUCAAUUUAACUGUGUCGUUGAUAACACAAAGUUUAUCUUUUCAAUUAAUUUCGAAUAAACAAAUAAUUACAAUUGUUUACAUUAUAGACCUUACCGAUAACAUGUAAUAAUUACGAUAAUCACGCGCGGCUUUUGGGUAAUAUUUGAAUGUAAAUGGUAAUUUUGUCGCCGCCGCUGUAUACGUUGCAGGACGACGACGACGCGAACAGCGGCAUACAUUUCGUCGCGAACGCGGCCAGUUACAAACGGUCCAACAGUCAGUUGCGCGGACGUCCCAUCUCGUCGCACAGUACCAACGAGCAUCACCAUCCGAACAAUCAGAGUGUGGCCAGUUCGCUGAACCGCGUGGGUUCGGUCACUUCGAUAUUCAAAAAUCUGUUCAAACGCACCGCCGGCAAUUCGGCCCCGUCUCCCGGCGACGGUUAGUAUUUUUCGGUUUAUCUUUUCUUUUACGGCGUUUGCGGUUCAUUUGGCGAGUAAUCGCAUUUUCGUCCGAACGCAGGGCUACUGUCGAGGGUGUCGAGCGGCAACAGGCUGCCCGGGAGCAGUUGGCAGAGCCAGGAGAGCCUGCAGAGCAGCAGCAGUAAACUGUUACAACAACAGUUCGGAAGCGUCCGUAUUGCGGAUCAGGUAUAAUAUAAUAGUUAACAACAUUAUUGUCUAUAAGGAUGCGGCGUUUAGUGACGUAGGUAUACUGACUUUUCCAACGAGGUCGAAUUUAAUCAAAACAAAUUAUGAAUGGUAUAAAAUAUGUUUACUGUAGGUUUUUCACCGGUUCACUUCAACGAUAUAUACCUACCCGCCGCGGGUUCCAUUCAAUAGCCAUUUUUCUCCAAAAAUAAUAUGAGAUAUCCCGUCUGCUUGUAGUUUUCUCUCGAAAAAUAAUAAUAAUCUAGACCAUUGUCUUACAUUGUCAAAUCGAAGGAAGAAAAAGAGCGAGCAUUCGAGUUCUGGGUUUGAAGUUAUUUGAAUAUAUAUAUAUAUAUACCCAACUACACCCUAUGUGUACGCCGUCGAUGUAUUCUUUUGAAAACGAAAUAGGUGGGUGCCUAACUAAAAUUUGCCAUCGCCUUUUAGUGAAUUUGGGUACCUACCUAUUAUAGUUCGGUCAUAUUAAGAGCACGUUUGGUAUUUUUGUUUAUUUUGUUUUUCGCGCGGCCAAGAACCACACGGGAAUUUUCAAAUACCUAAGGUCGUCUACACACGGAGCUAUUCAUUAGAAAUCACUGAACCUAACCUAACAAAUCGCUUUGAGUCACAACUUAUGUUAUUCAAUGGAAAACAACAGACGGCGCUAUUGUUUACUAAUUAGGUUAGGUUACAAACGCGUUCGUGAUCAGUUCCAAGUGAUUCAACUUUCGAGUCACUUCCAAGUUGCGUCACGUAAUUUAAAUCACAAACCGGUUUAGUUUCUUUUGAGUAGCUCCGUGUGUAGAGAGCCUAAGUGGUAUAAGGAAACAAUUUUUAUAAAAUUAAAAAAAUGUGAACUUUCAUUGGUACUACUAUGACAUUAACAUUAUUUAGAUAACAUAAAUGCAAAAAUAAAGUCCAAUUAAAUUUAUUUUGAAAUGAUGUAAUUUGCAUAGGUACAAAUUUGAACUUUAUAUGCUUAUAAAAAUAAAUUGUGCCUAUGGAUUUUUGGAUAUUUGUAUACUGCCAUAAUAACAACUGAUGAAGAACUGAGGAUAAGUUUUCGGAUCUCUGAGAUUAUUUUUAACUAAAUUACAAGAAUAAAUAGGCGAAAAUAAUUACCUACCUUACUAACAAAACUAAAUUACCUACAAAUGAAAACCAUUAAUGCGUGAAGUUUCUUGUUUUUCCUUUAUUAUUAAAAAACUACCUGAAAAAUCAAAAAAAUAGUAAAACUUCACUACCUACAAAACUUUUGGUCUCCUGUAGAAAAGUUGUUUACUGUCUGAAAAAAUAUGCAACAUACCACAAUGUAGUAUACAUACCUGGCUAUGCUCAGAAUAAAACUCUAUAUUGUUUGAAAAUCUAAUAAUUUUAUAUUUAUCAAAAUCCAAUUUGCAUUGUGAAAAUUUGUUUUUUUUUACAUUACAAUUAUAUACACAAUUAUUUUGUCACUUAUUUGAAAAUUAACCUACCUAAUUUUUCCAACAUUUUUUUAUAUUUUUCAAAAUUUAAUUUGUUUUCAUGUUAGUUAGUUAUUGUAAAAGUACCUAAUUAUUUUUUUUAUUUGUGAUUUAUUAGGUUAUUGAGGAGCUUGAUGAACAAAUGACAAUCACGGCAGGUGGCAAACUUGAGAGACGCAAUGAGAAACCCAAUAUUCGUACAGUAUUCCCACCGCAACCACCUUUGCCCAAUGACUCAGCAUCAUCCAAUUUGUCAAACAUCACAUACACUGAAUUACUCUCGGUCACUGAUGACUUUGGAUACCAGAACGAAAAACAAGAUGAAUUGUUGCGCACUAGCAGCAGUAGCAGUAGUAAUAGUCGCAACAGCAAUCAACGUACACCAUCAGCAUCAAGCCUGUUGUUUGUUGUUGAACCUGUUACUGUGGCUGAAACUGUUCAGAACAGUAGUCCUCCGAUAAGUAGACCAUCAUCCUCAGUUACAUACGAUUAUGAAAAGACAAGGCGGACACCAGACCAUCAUGACUAAUUAUACCAAAUAAAUACACUUUUUUUUUUUUUUUAAAUGAAUUAUUUAUUAUUAUUAUGAAUAUCGCAAAACUAUAAUAUCUAAAGCAUUUAAUUAAUAUUUAAGAAUAUAAUAAUUAUUUUUAACUGCUACUAAGUACUAAGGCUCAAAAUAAUAUUACAAUUUUUUUUUAAUAUCCUGAAUGUACUUAACACUUUAAUAAUCUUAAAAUAAUUAUAUGAAGUAUUAUAAAAACUAUUCAAAUUUAAAUAUUGUGCCCUAUUAGCAUACUAUACUACAUUAAAUCCAUAAGCAAUGUAUUUGAUUUUAUUUGAACAGAAUAAAAGUACUUAUUUUGUAAUUUAAUUUUAAAUUGUACAAACAAUGAAACAACACACCUUAAAUACAUUUCUGUUGCACAUUUCAUAACUUUAAUAUUGUUAAAUCUACUGUCAUCUUUAAAAUCUAUGGUUUUAUUGAAUGUAACAUAUACAAACAAAAAACUCAUACAGACAUGUGAACAUAAUGAUAUAUAAGUGCAAUUAUCAAAUUUAAGAAUCUGUAAAUUAAUUCUACUUAUACAACUAUUACUAUAAUCUUAAAUAAGUUAUUAUUAGUUAAUCGAAAAAUUUUUAUUUUAUUAAAAUGACACACAUUAUAUACUAAAUUAAUCAAAUAUAUUUUGUAAUGAAUGAAAAAAAAUUAUUUUAUAAAAUUUUAAAUAAAUAAAUAAGUAAAAUUAGAUUAAUUUUUAUAAAAUGUAUUGUUAUUUUUAAUUACAUUAAAGAAUGUUUUAAUUUAAUAUUUUUUUUUUUUUUUUUUUUUAAACUAACCGUCAACUUUUUUUAAAAUAAGUAAAUGGAAAAUUCUAUGUUAAAUUAAUUAUCAAGUUUCAAUUCAUUAACAAAAAUGUGAUAAGUAAAAACAGAUUGAAACAGUUAUCAUUAUGGAUUGUAGCCAACAUAGAUUAAUAAAGGGGCAUAUGAAUAUAAGACAAAAAUUAUAAAUUAUAAUUAAAUAAACAAACUUUCAAAAUUGAAAUAUUAUUGUUCUUAAUUAUAAAAAUAAGAUGUUAAGCCUUUUUACUAUUCUAAAAGAAAAUUAUGAAUUUUAUAUUUAAUCAUAAUCUUUAAAGUUGGAAUUCAUAAUAUAAAUGUGAUAAAUAAGGACAGAUUUAAAUUGAGUUUUUUGUAUCUACGCAAUCAAAAGGGUUAUCAUUAUGGAUUUUAGCCAACAUACAAUUACUAAAAGGAGCAUAUAAGUAUAGUAUAAAUAUAGAUUAUAAUUAAAUGAACAGUGCAAACCUACAGAAUUGAAAUACUAUUAUUUAGAUUAAAAGAAAAAAUUAAUAUUUAAGCUUUUGCUAUUCUGAAAUGAGAAAAUAAUCUUAUGCUAUAAAUUAAUAAAUAAAAUUUAAAAUGAUAAAUUUCUAUGUUUAGCAAUAAACAUGAAGUUUGAAUUCUAAACACAAAUGUGAUAAGAAGGGAUUUAAAUUGAGUUUUGUGUAUCCCCGCUAUCAGCAGAAGGGUUAUCAUUAUGGAUUGCAGCCAACAUAGAUUAAUAAAAGGGCAUGCAAAUAUAAGACAAAAAUUAUAAAUUAUAAUUAAAUAAACAAACUUUCNAUAAAUGUGAUAAAUAAGGACAGAUUUAAAUUGAGUUUUUUGUAUCUACGCAAUCAAAAGGGUUAUCAUUAUGGAUUGUAACCAAUAUACAAUAAUAAGGGGCAUACUAGUAUAAGUAUAUAUUAUAAUUAAAUGAACAAUACAAACCUACAGUAUUGAAAUACUACUAUUAUUUAGAUUAAAAGAAAAAAUUAAUAUUUAAGCUUUUGCUAUUCUGAAAUAAGAAAAUAAUCUUAUGCUAUAAAUUAAUAAAUAAAAUUUAAAAUGAUGAAUUCUAUGUUUAAUAAUAAACAUGAAAUUUGAAUUCUUAACACAAAUGUGAUAAGAAUGGAUUUAAACUGAGUUUUGUGUAACCCCGCUAUCAGUAGAAGGGUUAUCAUUAUGGAUUGCAGCCAACAUAGAUUAAUAAAAGGGCAUACAAAUAUAAGACAAAAAUUAUAAAUUAUAAUUAAAUAAACAAUACAAACUUUCAGAAUUGAAAUAUUAUUGUUCUUAAUUGUAAAAAUAAAAUGUUAAGCCUUUUAAGUAUUCUAAAAGAAAAUUAUGAAUUUUAUAUUUAAUCAUAAUCUUUAAAGUUGGAAUUCAUAAUAUAANUUAA
Messenger RNA from Cinara cedri, 31251 nucleotides. NCBI's taxonomy places the organism in Eukaryota, Metazoa, Arthropoda, Insecta, Hemiptera, Aphididae. The record is from the annotation of a GenBank genome assembly.